AUGAUGCCUGAUGAAGUUGAAGCCUCAACGUCAGGUGACGGCUUAAGCACAUCCUGCGUGGCAGAUGUCCUUCAUGAGAGUGACAUAUUAGAAGUAAGAGCAGAACCAACAGCUCACAUUGCGGCCUCUUCGGUAGCAACUUCUUGUGACAGAGGCACUCAAAAGCCCCCAGUACGCCAAGUACCCUACAAGGAGUUGUCCGACCCGGCACAAAGGCUUGUCAGGGCUGACGUCAUUGAGUUGAUGAAAGAUGAAGUAAUGAAAACUGUUCAUUUUGUGCCAGAAGAUAUGUCAGAAUUUAUGAAUGAAUUACUUCAAAACAAGAAUUUCUGUUCAGUAUUUGGGCUUGAUGUGGACAAUCAAGACAUUUGCAAUAACCCGACCAUGCAAUCUCUUGUGAAAGAGUAUAGAGCUUGUAUGGACAAAGAACAGAAAAGAGAAGCAAGAAGGAGGUCCUUAAAACAAACAGGCAAGAUUUGCAUUGGUAAUUCACUUAAAGAUUCACGUGUUACUCUCACGGGUGAAAAAACACCAGAGCACUUCAAGGACAGGGUUAGUGCUGCAAAUUCCAUUGGCAGACUAACUUGUUAUGCAGAUGAGAGACGAAGACUUUUGUCCAUUGUCGCCAUGGACUAUCCGUACAGCAUGUUGCAAGAAUUGUUUCACUGUUCUUCAAAGACAGUAGCGGCGGCAAAGGUCCAUUGUAUUUUGUUUGGCCGUGGUGGAACCCCUCCAGCAAAAUUCAAAUUUACAAGACAAUGUGUCAGUCCUGAUGUGGUGAUGGAACUGUCUGAAUUUUUCAACAGAGAGAGUGUUUCAAGGCCUUCUUCCUGCAGAAGUGUAAUAACAGAUGGCCAGGAAACACCUGUCAGGUAUUGGAAGGACAAUGUUAAAGAGAUUGUCAACCAAUAUCUCCUGGAAUUCCCCAAUGGCGUGAAGCGCACUUUUAUUUACACACACCUUCCACCCAAUUUCCGCUACAUCACCAUGCUUGCAGGGCUUUGCAAUCUCUGUGAUGAGUUUGGACAUUCAAAUUUUGAGAAGUUUAUGACUUUGCUUGGCAGUGUCGAAAGAGCAACAAUGGUGUCUGUUAAGGAUUUGAGGGAAAAAUUGUUGCAGCACCAACGCUUCAUGAAGACCCAGUUUGCCCACCAGGUGCAGAGGCAUUCUCCAUGCUUAGAACUCUGCAUGACCAAUGCAUUUGCCUCCUGUUCGCAUCCUCAUGACAGGUUUUGCCCAGAUGCUUGUGGCAUUUAUGAUGUGUACAAGCAAGUGCAGAUGCUGUUGUCAAGUGUGCCAAGUGAGGGUGAAGAAGAUUGCCUAAGGAAAGAAGUGGAUGAUCUGAUGCAAGUUCAUACUCAAUACACGGCACAUCUGUUACGGACACGUCAUCAAGGAGAGUACUAUAAGUACAUUCUGGACAACCUGCAGGCUGGUGAAGCUGUUGUAGUUGUCGACUACAAAAUGAAAUUGGAGUUAGGUGUUAGAACGCGAGAAAUCCAGAGAGACUGGUAUGGGAAGCGUGGAAUUUCCCUACACGGCUUCCUUGCCAUUGCCCAAGUUAGUGAAACAGAGAGAAGAACAGAGGUGAUUGAUCUCUGGAGUGAGGACACCAAGCAGGAUGCUUGGUUUAGCCAGAGUGCCAUGGACGUGUGUUUUCGCUGGAUGGAGAAGGAGUUCCCUGGCUUUCGAGUAUAUUUAUUUUCUGGUGAGUAUUCAUAUUAGUAAGACUAUUUACAUUUGUAUAGGUAAUAGCAUGAUUUGUAGUGAUAUUUGGCAUAAAUACCACGAGUCAUACUUCAAAAUUGUUGUACGUAAUUUUGAGACAAUUUUGAAAUAUCACAAGUGAUAUUUAUGCCAAACAUCACAUACAAAUCAUGCUAUUAUUUGUUUAUACUACUACCCGCAAAAGGUUUGUAAUUUUCACAUGUAGGCAUUUCAAAGCUGAAAUACCACUGCUCUGAGCCAAUUAAAUUGCAGAAAUUUCUCUUGUAGUAGUAUAAAGAAAGGAAAUACAAUAUUGUAGUAUAGUAGUAAUUUGUGUCAGUUUGGAACAGUGAAUGGAAAAUACACUACAGUAGUCAAACUGUAAAACAUUCCUUGUGUCUUAAUCAGCUAUAACUUCCACCUGAGUUAUUAAAAAAUUCCCGAUGGGAUACAUUGUAUCUACAUCUAAGGGAACUGUCACUCCUUUACAACCAAGUGAACCUGCAGAAUCUGCUUUUGAGUAUCCAUUGCAUUCUUCUAGGUCUAUUUGGGGCAGCACAUUUUUUUGGACUAAGUGUUACUAGGACAAAAGGGAUUGUGGACUCAAAACACAAGCUAUAAAACUGAAUAUUUAAACAUUAUCAUUAUAAAGACUGAGUACCUAAUAUUGUGAAAAUCUUUUCGUCAUUUAGACAAUGGCCCACACUACCACAAUACAGGGUUCAUCCUGUAUUUAGCAGAAUUAAGCCAAGCAUUCCAGCUGACUUUGGUGGAGUAUAACAAUUUUGAGGCUGGUGAAGGGAAGUCAAAGCUGGAUACCCACUUUGCCCAUAUCAGUCAUAAAAUUGUUCGAUGGGUCAGAGUGGGCAACAAUUUGGAAACAGGAAGUCAAUUGGGAGACCUUAUAGGGGUAUGUAUGUUUGACUUGUGUAGCAACUCUCUAAAAGCACCCAUCAUAUUUUCCAAUGUUUGAAUUAUGCCAUACCCUCUCUCUUUUUUAAGGGGUAAUCCUUCCCCUCCCUCUAAUUAUGUUCCCCAGUUAUGAGUAUAUUUUUGGUUAGCAUUCAGUUAUUUUCUCGUCUGCAUUUUUUUGUGUAAAUGUCUGUAUUAAACCUGCAAUGUUCAACACUUUGUAUGCAACACAAUGUGAUGAAAUUUGGAAUAAUACAGUGACACUAAAGCUUACAACUUACAAACACUUCAAAGAUANAUUUGGAAACAGGAAGUCAAUUGGGAGACCUUAUAGGGGUAUGUAUGUUUGACUUGUGUAGCAACUCUCUAAAAGCACCCAUCAUAUUUUCCAAUGUUUGAAUUAUGCCAUACCCUCUCUCUUUUUUAAGGGGUAAUCCUUCCCCUCCCUCUAAUUAUGUUCCCCAGUUAUGAGUAUAUUUUUGGUUAGCAUUCAGUUAUUUUCUCGUCUGCAUUUUUUUGUGUAAAUGUCUGUAUUAAACCUGCAAUGUUCAACACUUUGUAUGCAACACAAUGUGAUGAAAUUUGGAAUAAUACAGUGACACUAAAGCUUACAACUUACAAACACUUCAAAGAUACUAAACCAUGAAAGUAGAGCUCCUCUCCAGUGUAGAAAAUGAUGAAAGUGUUAGUAACCGUAUUGUACAAUUUUUGUCAGUCAAACCCAAUUUCUUUAUUAUUAUUUUUCUUGUUUACCUGAGUAAACUGCAAUGGUCACUUCAAAAUAAUUGCAAUAAAUUAAUUAAAUUGUUAUCAUUAAUUCAUCACAAACGAGAAUAAAGUGAAAUUAAUACACUUAUUUUAAUUCUAGCACAAGCAUUGCCAUCUUAUUAUUAUUAUUAUUACAGUCUACUCCCAGUAACUCGAACCCUCCAUAACUCGAACCUCCCGCUAACUCGAACCAAUUUUCUUUUCCCUUCCAAACAGUUUCCAUAUAAUUUUACACUCGAUAACUCGAACUUUUUUCUGUUUCCCUUGAAGGUUCGAAUUAUCGGGAGUCGACUGUAUUAGUAUUAUUAUUAUUAUUAUUAUUAUUGUUAUCAUUAUUAUUAUCUAGUAUACUAAAAAAGAUUUAAGGGCUUACUGGGGGAUGGAUGGUUUUGAGUGCUUGGCUUGGUAAUUACUUCUAACAUUGUGCCUUAGCUGCUUCCUAAUGUGACAGUUCCUUGUUUGUUUAAUUUUGCAGUCAAUGAAGAAUGUGACUUGUAGAAAACUCCUCAUCGACAGAAGCAAGGCACCAGAAAAGUGA
Messenger RNA from Porites evermanni, 3925 nucleotides. Lineage: Eukaryota; Metazoa; Cnidaria; Anthozoa; Scleractinia; Poritidae. The record is from the annotation of a GenBank genome assembly.